Manis pentadactyla (Chinese pangolin) is the source of this 4724-nucleotide messenger RNA. RefSeq names its product cilia and flagella associated protein 300 (gene CFAP300). The transcript has 7 exons. Lineage: Eukaryota; Metazoa; Chordata; Mammalia; Pholidota; Manidae. Bases 126 to 929 code for a protein of 267 amino acids. The record is from RefSeq and is a predicted model, not a curated record.
UGGAUUCGAGACCGAACCUCGCGGAGCAGCCGCGUGACCCCGCCCCGCCCCCGUAGCGACCGGCUGGCGCGACGGCCUCGGCGUCUCUAUGGCAACAGCCCCACUUCCGCGCAGUUGGGACCACCAUGGCUGCCGGGCAGCCCGGCGACCUGGGCGGCUAUUACUUCAGAUUCCUGCCCCAGAAAACUUUCCAGUCCCUGAGCUCCCGGGAGAGCACGGCCCGGCUGCGCCAGUGGUCCAUGCUGGGCAGAAUCCAAGCGCAGGCGUUCGGGUUCGACGAGACGUUCCGGGCUUAUCGGAAGGACGAGUUCAUCAUGGCUUUUUUCAAAGACCCAAAUGUUAUUCCCAAUUUGAAGUUACUUUCAGAUUCUUCUGGACAAUGGAUUACAUUAGGAACUGAAGUGAAAAAAAUUAAAGCUAUGAACGUUCCUUGCACACAGCUUUCAAUGUCAUUUUUUGAUCGGUUAUAUGAUGAAGAUAUUGUACGAGACAAUGGACAUAUUGUUAAAUGUUUAGAUUCUUUUUGUGAUCCCUUUCUGGUUUCUGAUGAGUUAAGAAAAGUUUUGCUAUUGGAAGACUCAGAAAAAUAUGAAAUAUUCAGCCAACCAGAUAGAGACGAGUUCCUGUUUUGUCUUUUCAAACAUCUUUGCCUUGGUGGAGCCCUUUGUCAAUAUGAAGAUGUGCUUAACCCAUAUCUGGAAACCACAAAGCUUAUCUAUAAGGAUCUACUGAGUGUUCGAAAGAAUCCUCAAACCAAGAAAAUACAAAUAACCUCUUCUGUCUUUAAAGUCACAGCAUAUGAUUCUAAUGGUGUGUGCUACCCUUCAACAAAGAAUCAUGAACAGACAUUUUCUUACUUUAUUGUGGAUCCUAUCAAGCGUCAUGUUCAUGUUUUAUACCACUGUUUUGGUGUGGGGGAAAUGUCGUAACAAUGUUCUUCCAGAUGAUCUAUAUUUAUUGUUUUUUAUUUAUCAUUUUUUAUCUUAAUAACAAAUAUUUACAAGUUAAUUUGAGUAAAAUGUAAAAAAAAAAACCUACUUGUAGCAGAAGCAAACAACAAGAUGACUUUCUUUAAAUUUGUCUGGAAUACUAAUGCAGGGACCAAAUUUCUUCCCUAACAUAAUUUCUACUAAUACAGUGUGUAAUUUUUACACAAAAUUACAAAGAACUAAAAACCUAGUCCAUAUUUGCUGCAUUAAGAUUCAACUAAGUCUUUAAUUUUCCAGGUAUUUUAUUUAGAAGUUAAUUAAUUCUGGAUUGAAAUUGUGGCAGGAAAUUUGACAUCUCUACCAAUCGUUAGUAUGAAUUAUUAGCUUUUCAAAUUUGAGUUUUAAUUCCAUUCCUUCAUUACAUAAAGAUUUACACAACCCAUAACACCAGUUUGCCUGCUUCCCGUGAGCAGCAAACUCUUGGGAGUUUGUGGGGCACACUGUCAGAUUGUUUCAUGAUUUUCCACAUACAUUAAGUUCACUGAGCAGGUAGAUGAGAGCACUCUGGGGCGCACACCAUGCCCCUCCAGUUCAUCCCAUUUCAGCCUUCAGACCCUCCAAAAGUAACUGUCUCUGAGUCCCACACUAAACAAACCCAAGUCUGAGUUUGAAUACUGGUCCCACUUACCUUUCCAUUUCAUCUGAGCAGAGCCUGCAUUUCAGUCCACUCUGGCGGAGCAGGGGAGAAACUGAAGGGAGAGCAAAGCAGGAGGAGAUGGAGAUGAAAAGAAAAAAAGAAAAAAAACGUUCAGGCCAGAAGAGAUGGAGGGAAGGGACAGAGGGCUGGAGGAAUGGGGCUGAUUGCCCCAUUCUACCUUCAGAGCAAAGCAGCAGAAAGGAGGAUACAGUCAAGAGAAACUUCUCUGGCUCCCCACUCACUAAGCACUCUGGGAUGCAAGGAGAAGGAGGAAAAUGGAGGAAGAGCAUGUUAAGAGAGAAAUGAACUUACUCCAGGCUUUGGAGCUGGAGAAGGUGGAUGAUUUAAGGUGGGUUCUGGACUUUAGCAGCUGUAUAGAAGCAAGGAUCAGCAGAGACUGACCAUGCUUUUGAAGAGACGACUGUGUGCUCAGACGCCCACUUUCACCUGCAGUGAGGGAUGGAGACCAGAGAAUUUUUCAAGCUCCCCAUCUACUCUGGCCAGUGUAGGCUUCCUCCCUGGGGUUGAAGAGGGAAGAAAGGCCUGGGACAACCAGGGAAUGGAUGCUUUGGGGUGCCGUCAUUCUGCAGCCAGAUUCUGAACCAAGGAAUAUUCCAUUCUCACUGACUUCCUCAACACAUCAGCAGCCUUGGGACUGCGCUGAGGCUGGAACUAGCCUAUAGGAAAGGGGGCCUGGACACUGGCAAAGAGAUCCUUUUUCGCUGCGAUCACAGCUCUUUUCACUAUUUCCUGAUGGCAUGACACCAUCAUGGAGACCACUUCAAUGCUGAACUUGGGACAAUAAAGAGGGACAGCACAGAAGUGUAUCUGUUUCAGCUGGUGGGAAGGGCAGCUAUGGAACUUGGAGAUGCCCCCUACUCUCCCGGACAGGCCAGCUGGUUAGGGAUGGGCGAGGUGAUUGAUCCUCAUGGGGCAAAGGGCCUGAUGGUGAUGGCAGCCAUGAGGACUUCCUUGACCUGCUGUGUCAGCACCUCUCUCCUCUCUGCGCAACUGUCCCCAACCCCCGACAUUGCUGUGUCUUAGGCCAGUUAUGGUAAACCCUUCCCACUUCCUCUUUCUCUGCCUACUUUUCCUUGGAUCUUGAGCAGUCAUCCCUGCCAAGUAGAUACUGGGGUGCCAUUCCCCCUAAGAAAACUGAGCCAGGAAUUGCAUACCCUGUCCCUGCCCCUCCCCAGGCCUGGCCCUGGUUCCUGAGAGGGGCCUCUACCCCCACCCGCUGCCACUCUGCUGUUUACUGGACUUUGGAUGGGCCUCUGCGCCUUACGUCAGCUGUUUGCUGUUAGCCAUAAGGUGGGGAAUUACAGCCCCGUCUGACUCCACUGGUCCCUUCAGGUUUCCAAAGUUCAUGCUGACUAAACCAAACCUGUGAAUCUCCAGUGCUUGCAGGCGGUGAUUCUGGUGAACUGGCCACUCUAGAGAACACUGGACCUUUAUGGCAGAUGGACCUAAUCCUCCCAAGAGGGAAGUCUGGCCUGAGUGGGGAGACCCUGAGGAGGGAAUCCCUGAGAAGAUGGAGUCCCUGCCCAGGGCAGGAUAUGGAGUGCGGCCAGCCAUGAAAUGCUCGUCAGGGCCCCUCUGACUGCAAGCUGCCUCUUAACCACUCUCUGCUCACCUAGAGGCCUUAAGCUCUGGGUUUUCUAUGGCUUCAUGUUUAAAUGUUGUUCCCUACCCCAGCAGAAGGUCUCGUCCCACCCCCUUUUGACUCAUGCCUCACUCCAGCAGUGGAGAUGAUGCUUCAUCUCCCAUUGCUGCCCAGUGACUGAGGGAGACCUAGCUGGGACUGACUCUGCUCCACCCAGAGCUGCCCUGCCCACCUGGGAAGAGCAAGGCGUCUGGGAAGGGAGAGACUCGAAAGUUUCUCAGACAGCCAGGCCUGGACAGCCAGGCCUGGAGACAUUCGACCCCGCACACCAGGGGAGGACUGGAAGCCGAGGAGGCCCCCCGUUGUCCCACCUCCUGCCCCCUCAUUUUCCCACCACCACUUCGGUGGUCUCCAGAGUGACCUGCAGGGUCAACAACCUCUGGAGAGGUGGUCCUUGCUCCAGGCUCUCCCACCACUGGGUCUGUUAGUGGCCACAGGCUACCACACAGCCACCAAGCCCUGCUCCAGGGCAGGCAGUGCUCCCCUCUCCAUCCACGCAGCCCUGGAGAAGGCUCCAGCUCAGACGGGAGCUUCGGAGAGGAGCAGGCCAAGGAAACAACCCUCUGGCUUCAGACACUACAUUUUUAGCUCCCAAGAGAAAAGAGGCUAAGUUUCGAGAAGUGGCAGGACGAGAGAAUGGGAUUUACCAGUCAACAGCCUGGGCAUUGUACUGUCUUUAUUUUUUAAACCACUAAAAUGCAAGACUUAUUUUGCAAUUUUCUCCACUUUUGUUUUUCUCUUAGGCUUUUGUUUCUUUUUUUUUUAACAUACUUUCUUCGUUUUCUAAUGGACUAUAUAGUUUGGCCAUUUCUGCAGACUGUGGCCUCCUCUCUUUAACUCUUUUGGAUGGGGAGAGGGAAGGUGAGGAGGGUCAGCCACCUGCACCCAUUCGCCCCCACUUUGUUCCCCAUCCACCAGCCGGAGCCCCGAUUCUUCCACCACCACCACCACACUGUAGCCCAUGCAGAGAGUUGUCAGACCAGAGUCCUUCAGAUUCCGAGUUGCCUACCUGUUUGUUUGUUUUUUUCUUAAGAGAGCAAUAACCACAGCAUGUACUGCUGGAGUCCUUGAGAGUUUUGCAUACAUACACACUGUAGCUCUAGUCUCUCCUUUUUUUUCAUUUUCAACUUCUUAAAAAAUAAAUGCCCCUAAUCAUUACUGGUGAAAAGGAUGAAAAAAAUGAACAACAAAACCGGUUUGUGGAAAAAAAAAAUAGAAGUGGAAAAAUCAACUGAAUGCGGAAGAGCCUGCCUCCUGUUAAGCAUUUUGUACCCAAGGGAAAAAAAAAAACAGCGACCCAGAAGAUCUCACGUUUAUAUUAAAACAGUGAAGAUUGCUGUGUACUAUUUAUUCAACUUAUGUUACUGCUUGGUCUUUGCCUUUUGUCAUGACAAGGCAUUUAUUUAAUAAAGUUACGCAUUCAGUUAAAGACAAU